AAUCGAUUAAUUUUGUAAUUAUAUAUACUGCCUUAUAUGUUAUUAGAUGUGCUGCAUAAAAUUUUGUUUUCUUUAUUCCACCACACGUACCGGUUAGUAAAUACGGAUUACUAAGUUAUUUCUGUUCGAAAUGGUAGCUAAUACUGAAGAUGAUGAAGAAAGUCAAGAGGAUACUAUUAAUUACAAGGAGCAAUACAGAUCCUUUAAAAGAAAAUUGAAGUUUUUAAUUUAUGAAAAUGAGUGUUUUCAAGAAGCUUUACGGAACAAUCAGAGGAGAAUGUUAAAAGUGACAAGAGACAGAAGUUUUCUUCUUGAUAGACUACUGAAUUAUGAAAAAGUAGAAGUUACGAGCAGUGAAAGCGAUGAUACUGAAUCAUCGGAUGACGAAACUGGAAGGGCUGAAGCUAAGAGAAGAAAGAUUGACAUGGGCCUUGGCAGUUUUAGUAGUGGUUUAAAUUCUAGUGGUCCUUCCAAAAUGUCAUCGGUGAAGAAGAAAAAGCCUUCGUCCAAGAGUGGGAAAUCAUCAAGUCAUACACAGUUGCAGACCAUUCACCAGCCGUCUCUCUCUGCUAGCGAUGGUCAUAUGACUGAAGAAGUGGUCGGUCACCUGGAGAGCAGCAGGCAGCGCUACCUGGACCAACCACCCGUGACUAUGCCAACGGAGAUGUUCAGCAAUGAUCCCUCGUUGGACAGCGAGUCGAAUGAGAUCUGCGAAAUGGAGACUUCACCGUCGAACCUUGGCGAGGAUUGUCUCAACAGUGAACUGAUUCUACCUGACUGAUCUAUUUAUUAUAUGAUACUGUUAACUUCUUGGUCCGAUAAUAUAUAUGUGUCUAAUUUAUUAUAUAUCUUUAUGUCGUAAGCGGUAUCCAAAAACCCAUCUGUGAGCGUAAGAUAUAGUGUUUAGGUCUACUCAUGAGUGUGAUAGCUUCAGGUGUCGAUGCCUAAUUAUUUUCUAGUUUGAUUUGAUUGCAUUUUCUAUGUCCAAUACUUUGUACUGGAUCUUAUUGCAGUAUUAUAUCUUAGUGUAAGUCUCUCAUUUGAGUAAAGACUUAUAUUUGUAUGAAUUAGGAUAAAUCCAACAUCUUUAGCAAAAAAUAUUCAGAGAGGGAGAACAAAGGAACUUUAUUUAUUGUUUUGACUCAAAUAUUUCUAAUUUUAUCUAUUUUGAUGAAUUAAUAGUACGUGUUAUUAUCUAACUGUGUUCUUAGCUCACCAUAAAAACUACUAAAAAAAAUUAGUAAUUUAUGUUACUAAGAUAUUUAUGUUAGUACUUUAUUAGUUUUGUCUUAACCUUUCUUCGUUUAUUAUUUUCCCCUCACUACUUGCUUGCCUAUUUGUCUAAUUUAACAAAUUAAUAUUUCGUAAUUUAUAAUGUUUUUAUUUGAAUAUUUUAGGGAUUCUUUGUCCCUAUUUUGUUCCUCUUCGGUAUCUAAAAUUAUUUAGAUAAUACAUUACAGGUUCUAUAUUAAAUUGAACCAGCCAUUUACACUGAUAAAAUUAACAAAUUUUUUAAUUUAAUUUAAAUAAUUUUCUAUUUAUUAUGACAAUGAAACCUACUUAUGUAGUUUGCCCUACAUACUAUGUUAGCCCUAGAACAAGCUUGGUUAAUGGUAAAACCUUGAACUAAAAAGACCAUAGCAUGUUCAAGUUUAGGGAGUUUUUGAUAAUUUGAUUCCAUGUAUUCAGAAUAAACUUUAAUUCUUUCUUUUAUGUUUUUAAUGCUUAUUUCAGUUAUUUUUUUAUUAAAUAAAUUUUCUUUUGUUUUUCUUUUUAUAGUAGUUUUUUUUUUUCUCUCUAUAAUAAAGAAAGCGGUAUAAAUUACAAGCCUUUUUUUGUAAAUAAAUUAGAUCUUCAGGCAAGAAGUGAGGAGUAAAUACUUAGUAAUUGGUAUUACUGAUAACAUACCCUAACAGUAUGUUCUGUGAAUAAUUCAUUAUCAGAGGAGGUUUUAAAAACUAUCAUAAGAUUUUCUGUUAUAAACAUUAAAUCAGUAUAUAAAUUUGAUAAUUAUGUUCAUUUCUUUAAUAAGAACUAUUAUAUCUUGUCUGUACAAAUGUUUUAUCAUAUUAACAUCAAAGAAUCCAAACUCAAAUUAGUAGAAAAUUUUAUAUUUAGAAAAUUAAUUAAAAGAUUAUCAAGAAGGCAUAGGUAAAAGGAUAAUCGAGAAGGCGUAGGAAUGUUGUAAUGAUGUAACAUGGCUUUAAGUUUGUGUAAAUGUAUAAUUUGUAUACUUUUCUUCAUAAAUAUGAUUCAGUUUGUUUAAAUUAACAAUUUUUAAGUUAAUAUAAUGUUGAAACUUAGUGAAUAAUAAGCAAUUAUCAUCUUCAUUUGUCUGAUAUAUUCUGUGUACUCUUGUUUUGGUUAUAUGCUUUAAUACUUAAAACAUUGUUGUCUAAGUAUUAUUUCAAUCUUUUUAUUUCUAGUCCUAAUUUAUAAGUUUUUAAUACAUCAGAAUUCAUUCAUGGAUCAAAAUAUAUUCUUGAUCAUCAACGAUACUUGGAUUUUUAUGCUGAAAAGAAUUGGAUUGUAAUUAUUAUUUUUUUAAUGGAAAAAUUAUUGCAUAAAAACAUUUUUUUUUUCAGUUAUUGGUAGAUUACAUUCUUUUUUUCUUUUAAAAAUGGAUAGUAACUAUAUAUUACAAAGUUAUUAUAAUGGCGGUAUCUCUUGGAAUUUUUUAUUAUUAAGGAGAUAAUUUUGAAUUAUAUUGAAACCCCAGUUUUCCAUACUAUUCGGGAUUGUUAUAAGAUGAGAGUUUAAAUAGUAGCAUGUCACGAUAUGGACUGGGGACAGUUUGAUAGUGUAACGAACAAUGUUGUCCAGAGUAAUUCUGAUAAAUAUGUAAGAACAAAAAAAAAAUUAAAUCCAUGAUUCCAUAAAAAUCCAAUCUUUUCUGAUGAUAAAUAUUAAUUAAUUUGUUAGUUUUAUAAACUUUUUUUAAAGCUACCCACUACUGUGAAUGACAGAUUCUUCCAAGUGUUAAAACUUAGUCUAAUAACUAUAUAUCGUCAGUUUAUUGCAAAAAGUCACUGAUGUACAUUUUGAAGUUAAUGGACUUUUAAUUAUGUGUUUUUUGUAGAUUUCAAUCUUAUCAUAAAAAAAAAAAAAAAUAAUUUUAUGACACAUAGAUUCUGAUUUCAUAGAGAAUAUUUGUCAAAACACUUCAGUUAGCGAUUUUAUUGUAUGAAAUGUUAAUUAAUGACUUUUUGCAAUCCUUCAUAUUAUUGAUUAUUGUUAAACAAAAUUUAUGAGGUUAUUGUUUUGUCACAUUUUACACCUUGAUAACUUUUCUUGAGUACUUGAUGAAUAGAAUAAUUUUGAAAGUAUUAAAAUUUUUUAUGUUUUUAUUUUGAGGAAGUUUUGUUCAUUUUGAGUAUCAAAUAUCUCAAAAGAGACUCACUAUUUAUUAACUUGAGAAUAAUUCGAUAAUUGGCAAUCACACCUGAAGAAUAAAAAAUAUAUCUCCGUCUAUCUUAAGCACAUGUAAUAAUGGAGAGUUUCUGAAAACCCUAAUUUUAUCAAUACAUAUAUAUUUAUGUAUGUAUACCUUUUUAUAAACAGUAAUAUUGUAGCAAAUACCUUUUCAUACUAUUGUUCUCUCGCCUUCGCUGUUUGAUGUUUAGUUGUGACUUAAAGAAGUUCACCAUAUAAACUACAAUAAAAAAAAAAAUCAAAACAGUAUUCACAAAUGUAGAAGUUUUAUUUCUCAAAUAAUUGAUGUUCCUAAUAAAAUAUAAAUUAUAACUUAUCAGCAUUGC
Molecule: messenger RNA, 3758 nt
Organism: Nezara viridula (southern green stink bug)
Lineage: Eukaryota; Metazoa; Arthropoda; Insecta; Hemiptera; Pentatomidae
Source: the annotation of a GenBank genome assembly